AUGCGAUCCCGCACAGGCUGCCUGACGUGUCGCACUCGUAAACUCAAAUGUGACGAGCAAAAGCCGGAGUGUUCUCAGUGUCGCAAGGGUGGGAGAGAGUGCCGUCCCAGCGAGGGGAUCGUAUUCCGCCACCAGCAGAAUGCCUCGAUGAACAAGGACCUGGAGGGUGCCUCCACUGGGCGCGGCAGCUUGAAAGGCUUUUACUCGUAUAAAAACACCUUCGACAAGGAUAGUGUGUGGUUGGAUAUUCCCAAACAUGUCAUCUUCGUCGACAACUCCGAUCCCUACGCGGAAGACCUAGAAGCCGCCCUAGGAGAGUCAGAAGCAGCCAUUCUGGCCGCAAAUUCCCAAACUCGCGCCUGGAGUGCCCAUCGCACAUUGUCUGCUGACGGGGAAACGCAUGGCUUAGAAGCUCUCUCAACCGUGGCUGCUCACGAUCGCCUUUCCUACCCUUCCGUGAGCAUCGACCACCCAUCCAUCUCACCGACAGAUAACAGCGCACCGUUCAGCAACGUCCCGCCCCCGUUAUCGUCCGGUUCCUCUCCGACUCAGAUCCGCGGCACUAUCGCACCGCUGGUCUCUCCUCCUCUUUCGAUUACUUCCACCAAUAACCAUAAUAAUAAUAUCAACUUCCUUCUCAAUCCUUCUCAAUCUCGGUCACCGCCCGUGGACCCCCAUAUUCAACACGCCCCACAACGUAGGAGCUCCUCCUUGACUUCCAGGACAGCAGCGCCGCGAACGACAUCCUCGGAUGCAAAGCCGGAUGUGUCGCCCGAAACAGACCGUGAGGUUGCGUACCUCCUGAGGCAUUUCUCCGAGGUUCCAGGGCUCUGGAUGGAUCUCUUCGAUCUGGGGACAUAUUUCGCCUCAUACGUCCCUGUCCGGGCGCUCCGGAAUCCGUUGUUGAAGUAUGCCGCCUGUGCAUACGCUGCGAAGCAGCUGGGUCGCGUUCGAGGGGGGAAGGUAUCUACCGGCGGGGUCUAUACAAGACAAGAUGCAAACAACGUAGACUGGAGCUGGCGUGGCGCCAAGUAUUAUGAAAAGGCGAUCCAGCUUCUGAUGAAAGAGCUGCAGCCGGAUAAAGGGCCUCCGCCAUUAAGUACUCCCGAGGCAUUUGGCCAAUGGCAGGCCGCUGAACUCUGCGAGGAUAACGAGAACCCACGCAAACGGAGGAGGCGCUAUUCCGAUAGUCGAUUCUCGAAGGGGCUCCAUUCGGAUGAAAUCCUUGCCGCAACGGCCAUAUUGUCUGUAUAUGAGUUCCUGGAUGCCACCGGACCGGCGUGGAAUCGGCAUUUGAGCGGGGUGAAAUCUUUGUUGGACGUUGCUGAGGUGGGGAUGAUGCCAGUUGAGCAACGCCCGUCUCCGGGAGGAACCUCGCUCCAACAGCCGAAACUGUCGGGACUGUCGAAAGCGAGAAGGGCGACCUUUUGGAACUUUGCCCGACAAGACUACCUGGCGGCCUUUAUCAAUGAGAGCCAAACGAGAUUGAAUACCGACGACCUGGUGUUGUGGACUGAGGCCGGACUUCAUAUUGACAAUAUGGGCUUCCCUAGCAGUACGGGCACAGCUGGGUACCUUGACAGCGAAGAAGCCCCUAAGGAAGACCUGAUAUCGAAUGCCCUGGUCUGGAUCCUGUCAAAGAUCGUCAAUUUUAUCAGCGCUGGGGAUAACAUCCAGCUGGGCCAUCCAGGGUCUAUGGAUGCGAGUACCUUGGGCCUGUCACAGCAGGUGUUACUGGAGCGGUGGUACCGGCUGGAGGCUGAGCUUGAUGUGUGGCAUAACGGGCUUCCCAUGACGUUCCAGCCCUGUGCACGAGUGGAACUGUGCAAACUGCCGCACAAUAAGGACAGCAAGACCUUUGACGCUGGCACGCUGUCCGAGAUCUGGUUUAGCCUACCUAUGUGCUCGUCCGCCAUGCAACAUUAUCACAUGGCUCGUAUCCUUCUCCUGAUAAAUAAGCCACAUGAGUCGACUAGCAGACGAAGUACCAUCACGGACCGCCUCAAUUCGUAUCGCUCGAUUGAGAGCGAUAUCCGGUCCCAUAGCCGGGAGAUCGUGGGGAUCGCCCUGGCCUGUCCGAACGGCUCCGUCCGCAUCAACUCUCUCCAGCCGCUGUUUGUCAGCGGCCAGUGCCUGAACGAGCCGGGGGAGCGACGGACCGUUCUGCAGCUGUUGCGAGGAAUAGAGGCCGAUUUGGGCUGGGCGACGGAGUACCGCGUAAAUCAAUUGCUCCGAGAAUGGGGCUGGAACGAGAACCCUGUGGAGAUGGGCGUCUCGUGA
Molecule: messenger RNA, 2280 nt
Organism: Aspergillus heteromorphus CBS 117.55
Lineage: Eukaryota; Fungi; Ascomycota; Eurotiomycetes; Eurotiales; Aspergillaceae
Exons: 6
Coding region: 1-2280 (759 amino acids)
Biological process (GO): positive regulation of transcription by RNA polymerase II
Cellular component (GO): nucleus
Molecular function (GO): zinc ion binding; DNA-binding transcription factor activity, RNA polymerase II-specific; transcription cis-regulatory region binding
Source: RefSeq, a predicted model, not a curated record